AUGGGUUUAAAGCUUGAGCCUGGUAACGACAAAGUGCAGCCUGGUAAUAACGAAAUAUGGCCUGGUAACAACGAAAUGCAGCCUGGUAACAACGAAUUGCAGCCUAGUAACAAUGAAAUGCAGCCUGAUAACAACGAAUUGCAGCCUGUGCAUCCUGAUAAUAACGAUGAAGUGCAUUCUGUUAACCAUAAUGAAACGCAGCCUGGUAGCAAUAACGAAGUGAAUCCUGAUAGCAAUGAUGAAGUGCAUCAUGUUAGCAAUAAUAAAGGACGAUCUAGUAUUAGGAGCAUAGAUAAUUUAAGGUCUAUCAAUAAUAAUGAUCAAGAUAAUUUUCUUAGUGCUUUGAAUUUUUUUAAUGGCUUGAGCGAUGAUAGCAGUAAUGAAAUAUUAUUCAAUGAGCAUAAUGAUGAUAUGACGCCCCUUGAUAAUACUUACAAUGAAUUUUUAAAAGAUUUUUAUGCUUGUAAAAAUAUUUUAUCACCCGCAAAGUUUGAUUUACAAUGGUAUAAACUUAUUGCAAAGUAUCUAAAAGCAGCUGACUAUCUCAAUUCUGAGCUUUAUUCAAGUAAAGAAAAAUGGGCUAAAGCGUAUACGACCAAAUUCUUUACAGCUGGUAUCACAUCGACAUCACGAGUUAAAAGUGAAAACUUAGUAAUAAAAAAUAUUCUUCAAGGUCGUCCCAACCUUUGUGAACUUGCUGCUAUCUUAGACCAUGUUCUUGAGGAAUAUCUAACUAAAGAAAUGCUUUUCCGGCAAAGACAUGAAAUCGCACAAUCACUUUAUUAUUACUCUAAAAUAAAAAGUAAUAAUUUAACUGAUGAGAGAUUUAAUGAAGAAGGAUAUGAUGAGCAGCAAAUUCACCUAACCUCCCUUCUAGAUGAUCUUUCUUCAAACGAUGUUGUUAAAAUAUAUGAAGUUCAAUGA
This is a messenger RNA of Racocetra fulgida, 924 nucleotides long. Lineage: Eukaryota; Fungi; Glomeromycota; Glomeromycetes; Diversisporales; Gigasporaceae. The record is from the annotation of a GenBank genome assembly.